Dermacentor andersoni is the source of this 1814-nucleotide messenger RNA. RefSeq names its product monocarboxylate transporter 5-like. NCBI's taxonomy places the organism in Eukaryota, Metazoa, Arthropoda, Arachnida, Ixodida, Ixodidae. Gene Ontology annotation, molecular function: transmembrane transporter activity. Gene Ontology annotation, biological process: transmembrane transport. The record is from RefSeq and is a predicted model, not a curated record.
CUUCCGCACAAACCAACAAAGGGCGUUCACUCAGUCGAGUGAUCCGUACUGAAGGACCAAUGUAUGAAGGACAGCGGCACUAAGUGGUUUCUCACCAACGCCUUUACGUACACGUGAACACCGGGCAAGUUAUCUCCUUCCACACCCCGUUGCUGUGGUGGCGGAACAACGCCGCGGCUGAAGGCUUCUUUUAUUCCAAAUUCACGGCAGUCUGUCUCGUUAGUGAGACAGCCAUGGCAAUUGUACGUGCUCUGAAGGAUGACCCAGUGUUUGGAGCCGAUUCGCGAUGGAGCUGGAUCAGUGCCUUCUGCUGUUGCUGGGUGCUCUUCCUCGCUUUAGCAACGCCCCGCGUCUCAGGAAUCUUCUUCUACGGCAUCGUCGAGACUUUCCUGGUGAGCAGAGAAGAGGCUUCGUGGGCGGUGACACUGGCGAGCACGCUGAUGGUAUUAGCAGGCCCGAUAGCCGGUAACCUGUGCGAGCGUUAUUCGUGUCGGGCCGUCCUGCUGACGUGCUCUUCACUGGCAGGAAUUGGAGCCGGCCUCUGUUACUUCGCGAGAGAUCUUCUCUUCAUCGCAAUUUCUUUCGGCGUUGUUCACGGAUGUGCUCUGUGUGGCUUGUACGUCGCCGUGAAUGUACUGCUGGCCCAGCAUUUUGAGAAGAGAAGGGCUACGGCGUGCAGCCUAGUGUACACGGUGUGCGGACUCAACACCAUCGUCAUGCCCCCUCUUGUGGAGUUCUUCCGAACAACGUACGGUGUGCGUGGAGCAUUUCUUCUUUAUGGUGCAAUUAUGCUGCAUGCAAUUCCGUCCGUCAUCGUCCUCAGGAGCCCGGCUUGGCUUACGAAGCCAAAACGUGAGCUGAGAAAGGGAAAGCAUGAAGAAGUAAAGGACCAAACAAGUGCCACGUGCGCGUUGAUUCAUCAAACUAAUGGAGACGCCAAUACAGCAAAACUGCCUCGAGACAAUUCUGGCCGACACGGCCAGUGUACAACCACUGAUCGUUCGGCAAGACUCUGUUUCAACUCUGAGCAUAAUGGGUCAACUACCCUUCAGUUGCACAGCAACAAGUCAUCGAAGGAGCUGGAAACGAAGAAGUUUUCAGGACGUUUAGAGUGUGGCCCUACGGCGAGGCAGUUCCUAACGUUGACGUUUCUAAUUCACGGACUGUCUUUUGCAACUGUUGUCUUUACAACAAACGUGUUCUCCAUUAUACCAGCGGACCUAGCCAAAGACAGGGGCAUGGAUCCCUCAGACUCAGUGUAUGUUCUACAGGCUUUUUCCAUUACCGACGUUGCGUUCAGAGCCAUCGUGGGCCUUGCCAUCGAUUCGCGGACGUUGUCGCUGGAAUCGGUGAUGCUGCUGGGCUUUGCAUUGCAAGCACUGGCCUUUGAGUGGCUCGUGUGGGCGGGCACGCUGCCGCUGAUGAUCGCCGCCGCUGCUCUAUUGGGCUCCACGUGCGGCUCGAGGAUGUGUUUACAGGCACCCGCCAUGGUCAGGGACUUCGGCAUCAGCACUCUGCCAAUGAUGAUGGGUGGGCUGUCUUUCUGCGCUGGUGCAUCCCUUCUCAUCCGGCCCCCAUUGAUCGGAUACUUCCGAGAUACCCAUGGGGACUACAGUGGACUGCUGCAUGUAAUGGCGGCCCUCAACGCUUUCUUCGUGUGCGUUUGGACCGCGAAGCUUUUUAUUAGAAGGAGGGCAAUCUCAAGGCUACUAUCGAACGCUGCAGCGACCAGCAAAAAGUGCAUGACAGAUUUUCCGGAGAGCUUGGCUGAGAAAAGAUGCAACGGAGAUUAAUAAAACUGUUUCUACUACGUC